This is a messenger RNA of Aphis gossypii (cotton aphid), 3714 nucleotides long. RefSeq names its product cAMP-dependent protein kinase inhibitor beta-like. The coding region runs from base 419 to 808 and encodes 129 amino acids. Gene Ontology annotation, biological process: negative regulation of cAMP-dependent protein kinase activity. The record is from RefSeq and is a predicted model, not a curated record. Lineage: Eukaryota; Metazoa; Arthropoda; Insecta; Hemiptera; Aphididae. Gene Ontology annotation, molecular function: cAMP-dependent protein kinase inhibitor activity. The transcript is spliced from 4 exons. Gene Ontology annotation, cellular component: nucleus; cytoplasm.
UAACGGGUGUACGCGAUAACGUCGAAACAAAAUAAUAAUAAUAUUAUCAUCUCGAAUAUCAGCUCGUCGUUUCGCGUGUGUGUUGUGUCGGUCGUAAAGUCGACGUACAGGAGAAUAAUAUUAUAACGUCGUCGUCCGAGUCGUAUUCGGUGGAAAAGCUCGUCGAGCGAAGAACGAACGGCGCCCGCCAAGUCGACACGAAUCUCGGGGACGCGACGGCGCACGCACGAAUAAUGCGUCGCCGUUAAGAAGCUGUGGCCCCCGCAACGCACGCACGCCGGCGAAGUCAUAGCGGGCCGAGACCAAUAGCCGAUACGGUCGUCGUUGGACGGCUGGCGGCGCACACAAUGUGCAAUCGACGCCUAGCCACCGUCCGCUGUAUGUCUGCCGACAGUGCUCCUUGAUUGUGGUCCAAACGAUGCAGGUGCCUUCUUGCAGCGAUACUAUGACGUCAGAGUCGGCCGACAGUGGUCUGUGUGACAAGUCCAUAAUGCUUCGCAAACACCGCAAAAAUGUAUUUAAUAAAUCAGCAUUGAGAAUGGUAGCUGCAGAAAUGUCAAGUAAUCAAGAUAAAGAUGCCACUCAAGUGCAAUACAUAGAUAUCAGUCCUGAUUUUUUAACAACUGGACGAACUGGCAGACGGAAUGCAUUACCAGAUAUAUUAGGUGAACACAAACUAACAUCCACAGCUGAUUUGCCAGACCGAUUACAAGCACUCACAACAAAUGAAGGAGCUGGGACAAGUAAUAUACAGCCAUCAACUAGUAGUGAUUCAGACAUGAUAAAAACACAAAAUGCAACAUGUUGAAUGACUGAGUGAAAUGAAAAAUUGUAAUCUACUAUUGUAUGUUCCAAAGGUAAAAUGAAACAAAGUUAACGCACCUAGAUUGGAUAGAUGUUAUAGUCUCAAAUAUUUUUGAGUUGAACAGAAAGCUACCUAAUAUUUUUAAUAUACUCCUAGUCUCCUAAUAAUCAGACCAAAGCAUAAAAGUACUUUUAUUUUAUUUUUUCAUUUAUUUAGUUCCGUAACUUUUUUUUUUUUAAUUGAAAGGUUUUGUUCCUCUAUUCAAUUGACUAAUUGACUGUAUGUACAUUUUUUUUUUGUGAAAAACAAUAUUAUUGUAGUAAAUAUUUUAUUCCUAAGUUAUAGAAAAUUAUUUUUGUCCUAAACCAUGUCCUAAGCUUAAAUUAUUGUAUUAUAUAUGUUGAAAUAACGUGUUUAAAAAAUAAUAAUAAUCAAAUUAACUGCUUUUUAUCAAGUAUUAUAUAAGAAUACAUUUUGUUUAUAAAAAACUAAAAGAAUAAUAUUAUAUUCUAAUAUUCUAGAUAACAUAAAUUAAUCAGUUGAUACAUGUUUACUGCUACUUCUAAGCGUAACUCACAGCUUUAUAAAUAUAAAUAAUUGUUAAUUAUGACUAAUAAAAAAUGUAUAGUCAAAUAGCAGACAAUAAAAUAUUUAGUAUAUUGUAAAAAAAAAAAAAAAGUAGAAGUUUAGUGUUGAUAAUAAUUACACACGGUCAGGUUGUGAUAUUUUAAAUGAUUUUCCUACUCAAUAUUUUUCUCAUUCAACCAUAUUUUAUUUAUUUUUAUUUAUUUUUUUUUUACAAAUUUUGCUUAUAAUUUAUAUUACCAUUUUUAUUUUCAAAGCUAUAAAUAAUAUCAAAAACUAUUUAAGCUUAUAAAAAUUAGUGAUGACUAAACCUGGGUAAUAUAAUGUAUGGAAUCUUAAGUAAAUUAAAUUACUUAACUGCUUAUGAAUAAAUAAAUUACAAGAUUAUUUUGAUGUUCAUACAUUAUUACAUUUAAAAGAUAUAAUUUAGAGUAUGUGUGAAGUAUUACUAUAUAAUGUAUUUUAGAAGAAUGACUGAAUAUAAUUUUAAAACAGAUUUCUUAAAAAAACACCUAACUAUUUUUAAAAGUUUAGUUCAUUAUUAGUUCCUGUUUUUUGUUAAUUUUUACAUUAAAAAUAUUGAAAUAUUGUAAAAUAUAUUUAAAUAUGUAGGUGAUUAUUUCCUUGGAAAUAUUUUUGUUUUCAAACAAAUAUUGUUUAAUUUGUGAUUCUGUUGUAACAACAAUUUCCUACCAAUUUUGGUCCAAAACAUAUGUGUCUUAUAGUAUAUUUUUUAUACGGGAAUAAAUAAUAAAUAAAUACUAUACACUUUAACGAUUAAUACUAACUAUGAUAAAUUGAAUACAAAGUUAAUGAAUACAGAAUAGGCAUAGAAAUUAUUUUGUCAAACAUUCCAAUAAAAUCAAUUGAAUAAGAAACAUGAUUCUUGGGAAUUGUAAAAAAAUAAACGCUGCACUACAAUAUUACUUAAUGACUUUGAAACUAAUGAUGUAUGUAUGAAUUAGUUUAUAUUUCAAUGUAAGGUUAACAACCAACCUUCAUUACAUUUUAAUUGUACUUAAUAAUAUUCUAUUCUAUAUUCUAUAAUAUGAAUAAUAUAAAGAAAACAUAUUAUUUCUUGUAAUAUUGAAAAAAUUACCAUGAAACACACUUAAAUGUAUUUUUUUUUUUUGUUCCUAUCAAUAUGUUUAAAUUAUAUUUAUUAAGAAUAAUAAUCUAAAAAAUUGAGUUAAAUGUUCUGAAAUAUUGAGAAUUGUAUUUUUUUUUCAACAAAUUAUUUUAAUAAGUUUAUCUAAAGUAAGCUAAGCUUGUAUUAUAUUUUUCUGAUAAAAUUGAUCAAGGCAAUGUCGUUGUUAAAAAAGUGAAUUUACUCUUAAAAUUAUUUAUAUUUGUAUAUCUAUAAUGGCAUCAUCAAAUAAAAUUGUUGUAAUAAGUGUUUACACAUAUAAAAACAUGGUUUGUGGUUAGUUAGUUUUUAAUAUGAUCAAUAUGUCAGAUUGAACCGAAAAUAAUUUUCUGGAUAACACAAAUUAGUAUAGGCAAUAGAUUAAUUCAAAUCACUUAGAACCAAAAUAGUGUGUUUACUUGUGGCCUAUUUACAGAAUAAUUAUUUUUAUUAAAAACCAUAUUGCAUAUUAUAAUUUUUUUACUUGAUAUACAUUUAUAGAUAAAUCUCUUUCAACUAUUUGAUAAAAUAUUUAAUUUUUUCAUACUUCUAAACACUAUUUAUAUUUAUUUUUAAAUGUUAAAAAAAAAAUCCUAAUUAUUCUAGUCUAGAUUGCUUUAUUAAAAAUUAACUUACGUAUUUCCUUAUGAGCUAGUCAAACUAUUGUUUGUAUGCAGUCUAUCACUUAUGUCAAAAUGUAUGUAGUUUUCUAUAAGAGAUGUAGUUGUUACAUAGAUCCAAUUUUUAAUCUAAAACAUAGGUAUAUCAAUUAUCUUAAUUAAUUAUAUUUGUUCAUUAAUUAUUAUUUUUCCUAAAUUGAAAUGUAUCUCUAUUGGGUUAAUAUUUAUAUUAAAAUAAGCCAUUUAUAUUAGGUACUUAACUGUACUGUUUUUAGAAUAAAUACAUUUUAUUUUAUAUAUUGAACAUCCACUAUUAUUUAUUGACUAUUUUAUAAUUGCUAAUUCACUUUAUAAAAUUAGAUUUAUUAAUUAUUCAGCACACAAAAGCACUUUAACUUUACAGACUGUGUUAAUUGUGUAUUUAGUGUAGUGCAAUAUUCAGUUUUGUUAAUAUUUAUUCUACCUACCGUAUAUCUAAGUCAAUUUUUUGUACGAAAUUGUGAUUCUAGGUAGAGAUGGUUAUAAUAUUAUAUUUGUACGUGAAAAACAAAAUUAAUAAAAUAAAAUGUAAACAUUGA